Molecule: messenger RNA, 1708 nt
Organism: Glycine soja
Lineage: Eukaryota; Viridiplantae; Streptophyta; Magnoliopsida; Fabales; Fabaceae
Product: vinorine synthase-like
Exons: 2
Coding region: 60-1427 (455 amino acids)
Source: RefSeq, a predicted model, not a curated record
CAAGAGCAAGUGCAACCAUUACACACACACACACAAGCUAUAGAACCAAAAAAGAGAGGAUGAAAGUUGAAGUAGAAAUCAUUUCUAGAGAAGACAUUAGGCCUUCUUCUCCCACACCCUCUCACCUGAGAGUCUUCAAUCUUUCCCUUUUGGAUCACCUCAUUCCAUCACCAUAUGCUCCCAUAAUCCUAUACUACACCUCACCCAACAGUGACAAAACUUGCCUCUCUGAAGUCCCCAAGAGGUUAGAAUUGCUGAAAAAAUCUUUAUCGGAGACACUAACCCAAUUCUAUCCUCUUGGUGGCAAAAUCAAAGAAUUAGACUUUUCCAUUGAGUGCAAUGAUGAAGGUGCCAAUUUUGUGCAAGCCAAAGUGAAGUGUCCUCUUGAUAAAUUUCUAGUCCAACCUCAGUUGACCUUACUUCACAAGUUUCUUCCCACUGAUCUUGUUUCUGAAGGAUCAAAUUCAGGAACCUAUGUGACUAACAUUCAGGUAAACAUCUUUGAAUGUGGAGGAAUUGCCAUUGGCUUGUGCAUUUCUCAUAGAAUCCUAGAUGGGGCUGCACUAAGCACCUUUAUAAAAGGGUGGUCAGAAAGAGCCAAGGGUUUUAAUUGUGACCAAUUAACCAAACCAAACUUUAUAGGAUCUGCUCUCUUCCCCACAAACAACAAUCCAUGGCUUAGAGACUUAUCAAUGCGCAUGUGGGGUUCUUUUUUCAAACAAGGCAAGUGGGUAACAAAGAGGUUUCUCUUUAGAAACUCAGAUAUAGCCAAACUCAAGGCUCAAACAUUAGGGACAGCAACUUCCACACGUUUGGAGAUAGUUUCUUCCAUGUUGUGGAAGUCCCUCAUGGGUGUGUCUAAAGUACGGUUUGGCACACAAAGGCCUUCUUUGGUGACUCAUUUGGUGAACCUUAGGAGGAGAAUGGAUGAGGCUCUUUGUCCUCAACAUGCAAUGGGAAAUCUUCUUUGGUUGGUGGCUGCGGAGAAAAUGUGUGAUGAUCAUGAUGAGAUGGGGUUGGAGGACUUGGUGGGGAAGUUGAGGAAAUCAAUAUCACAAGUUGAUGAAAAAUUUGUUGAAGAAUUGAGAGGUGAUAAGGGAAGGUCAAUUAUGAAGGAGAGUCUUGGGGCAAUAAGUGAGAAGGGAUCAAAGGGUGAAGUAGUGGAUUAUGUUGGGUUUAGUAGUUGGUGCAAUUUUGGGUAUUAUGAGGCUGAUUUUGGGUGGGGAAAGCCCACUUGGGUGAGUGGUGUUGGUUCAAUUGGUUCAGUUUCAAUGUUUAUGAAUCUCAUCAUCCUAGUGGAUACAAGGCUGGGAGAUGGCAUAGAAGCUUGGGUUACCUUGGAUGAGGAGGACAUGACUCAUUUGGAAGCAAAUACUGAACUCCUCACUUGUGCAACACUUGAUCCAAGUCCUUUAACAAUGAGUUGACUUGCAUGAUUAUUAGAAGGAUAUGAAGUUCGGAUUAAUGAAAGUAAUACUUCUUGUGAAGUUAAUAAUUUAUUUUCGUGAAAAUAAAUGGAAAAAUUAAUUAAAUCCUUUUGCCUACUUGCCUAUUUUUUCUGCUCACUUUUUUGAACUGUAUGUCAGACCAACUAGCAAAGUCAAUACAACUGAUAGAUAAUUGGAUUCUUUCAGUGUAUUGGUCAGAGUUUGAUUUAUGACUAUCUAUACAUUAUCAAGAUAAAUAAAACACACUUUCUCUAUGUUUA